Messenger RNA from Mugil cephalus (flathead mullet), 2261 nucleotides. It is a transcript of the gene asah1b, whose product is annotated as N-acylsphingosine amidohydrolase (acid ceramidase) 1b. Gene Ontology annotation, biological process: fatty acid metabolic process. Bases 101 to 1279 code for a protein of 392 amino acids. The record is from RefSeq and is a predicted model, not a curated record. Gene Ontology annotation, cellular component: lysosome. The transcript has 14 exons. Gene Ontology annotation, molecular function: N-acylsphingosine amidohydrolase activity; fatty acid amide hydrolase activity. Lineage: Eukaryota; Metazoa; Chordata; Actinopteri; Mugiliformes; Mugilidae.
CGCGCUGUCACGAGGUAAACAGUAGCAACUUCCGCAGUAAACUUCAUGUAAUAAUAAACGGACGCUGGACUGAGGGCAGUGAAGCUGAAAUCUUCCAAAAAUGGGUCACCGUGUUCUCCUCGUUUUAGCGGCUUUAUUCGCCGUCACAUCGACACAGUUCAUACCGCCGUACACGGAAGAUUGUCGCUCAGGAAUGUAUCCACCGAAAGGUCCCACGUUGAAGAAAGCUGUCGGCUGGUACACGAUAGACCUCGACUUACCGCCGGCCAAGAGAUGGACGGCUCUGAUCACCGACAAAAAAGCAGAACUGACCAACAUGAUUCAGGCCAUCAGAGACCUGGCCAACGCCUUUGUCCCCAGUGGAAACCUGAUAGAGCUGGUCGACAUCACGCUGCCAUUAAUGGCUGACACGCUCCCGAGCCCUUUCAAUGAGGAAAUUAAAGGGAUCGCGACUGCCUCUGGGAUUCCUCUCGGUGAAGUCGUCUUGUUUAACAUCUUCUACGAGGUUUUCACCGUGUGCACGUCGGUUGUUGCAGAAGACGAUAAAGGAAACCUUGUUCAUGGCAGAAAUUUAGACUUCGGCUUGUUUUUGGGCUGGGACGUGAAGAACAAGUCCUGGACCGUAAGCGAGAAGCUGAAGCCUCUGGUGGUCAACCUGGACUUCAAGAGAAAGAACCAGACCGUCUUCAAGUCUACUAACUUUGCCGGAUAUGUUGGCAUGCUGACUGGCAUCAAGCCUAACCUCUUCACUCUGACCAUGAACGAACGCUUCAGCCUCAACGGAGGCUACAUCGGAAUCCUGGAGUGGAUCUUGGGAAAAAGAGACGGGAUGUGGAUGAGCUUCCUCACUCGCUCCGUCCUAGAAAAUGCAAUGAGCUAUGAGGAAGCCAAAAGUCGUCUGUCUCAGACCAAGCUGCUCGCGCCGGCUUACUUCAUCCUCGGAGGAAACCAAACGGGACAGGGCUGCAUCAUCACCAGGUCCAGGGAGCUCAGCAUCGACGUCUUGGAGAUUGACCUGAAGCUGGGCCGGUGGUACGUCCUGGAGACCAACUACGACCACUGGAAGGAGCCUCUGUUCCUGGACGAUCGCAGGACUCCGGCCAUGAAGUGUAUGAACCAGACCGCCCAGAAAAACAUCUCACUGAAGACUUUGUACGAUGUGCUCUCAACCAAACCGGUGUUGAACAAGUUGACCACAUACACAACGCUGAUGCAAGUAUCCGAGGGCAAACUGGAAGCAUACAUCCGGGACUGUCCCAACCCGUGCAUGCCCUGGUGAUCGUCCUAAACACAGACUCCUCAACGUUCUCGAAAUGGAGACGCCGCGUCAUCUACUGAUCUUCGGACAGAAUACAAAGCUUUAAGUGUUUGUACACUAGUGUAUCUAACGGUUAAUGUCAUUUUUGACCUAUGGGAGGGGGGUUGCUUUAGGGACAAUUAGAAGUAAUUUUUUGCGAAUACUAAAUCCUACUGUUUAUGUUGAGGGAAAUCUAAACCUGUAAAUAUUUUCCCUGUAAUUAUAUUUGUAUUAUUUGCAGAAUGACUCCAUCAGUGGAUCUCCACAUGGUUUUAGGGACCAGAAGUGAAUGCUAAUGUGCAUAUAAUUAAGUAAAAACAAUAUUUUCUUCUAUUUUUAAUCCAUUUUCUUCCAUUUUUAAUUUUUCAAAUCCAACUCUUACCUCUUAAGAACCGUACUGAUAAUGGUUAAGAUACAGAUACAGUCUGUCACUGCAUGAGUACUGACAAGCAAGAACAGACUACUUCAUUUUGUUUUGUUUUAAAUUAUGGUUAAUUAAUAAAAGGAUUCUCAAACUUGAUGUUUUUACUGUGAGCUGACAGCAUAUUGUAGUAACUCUGUGACUAUGACUCUAUGGGUCUUUUCAGACCUUUAAGACUCAUUGUGGGCAUUUAAACUACAGGCGACCAGAGCAACAACAACAAAAAAAAAAAAAACAGGUGUGAUCACAUUGAGGAUGCACUGAGAUGGCAAUUCAGAGAUCCAAACUCUGAUCACAUUUAGAGGUGCUUUGAGUCAAAUGUGGUCUCACCCGUUUGGUAGCGUGAAUGCAAACAGGUGCAUCUGUCCUGAGUCACAUUAAAGACCACUUCAUAAAGACCACCUGCUCAACAGGGGCAUCAGCUUCAUUCACUGAGAAACAUUAAUCGAUGUUAGUCACUUCCCGUCAGUGGUCAUUAUGUUGUGGCUGAUCAGUGUAUGUGUGUGUGUUGCAUGUCCACAUAAUAAAAUCAUGACAACAUCA